AGAUAUUUGGAACAAUCCUGCAGUGACGCAACAGUCGGGUCUCAUUUUAUUUAUUACAUAAUAUAUGCGUGAACGUGUAAACAACAACAAACAAUUUGUGUCGAUGAUCAUCGAAACAUGUGGGUGUUUGGCUACGGAUCUUUGAUUUGGAAAGUGAACUUUCCAUAUCAGCAAAAGGUAGCUGGAUAUAUCGAUGGUUACGCGAGAAGAUUUUGGCAAGGCAGCACUGAUCACCGGGGCCAUCCUGGCAAGCCAGGGCGUGUCGUGACCCUUGUUCCUGAUCCACAGGAGCAAGUAUGGGGCAUUGCAUAUCAAGUGGCAGAACAAGACGUACCCCGUGUCCGGGAGUACCUGGACUUUCGGGAAAAGGGCGGCUACACUAUCACCUCUGUAACCUUUCAUCCAAGAGACACCAGGGUUCAUCAGCCCUUUGAUGUCUCCAUCUACAUAGCAACACCAGAUAACAAGAACUUCCUUGGUCCUGCAUCCAUGGAGGAUAUAGCCAGGCAGAUUUUCCUUUCGGUCGGACCAAGUGGAAAAAACAUUGAGUAUCUUCUCAAUCUAGCCGAGGCGGUCCGGGCAUUGCUUCCAGAGGCCAUGGACCAACACUUGUUCGAGUUGGAGAAGCUGGUGAGGCUACUCAAUGAGGGGAAGACUCCAGAUGAGAACAAGAACAUUGAGGAGUACUUGUCUUUUAACUCAAGUAGUUCUUAACAGAGAUUAGCAUUGUGGGUUCUUUUGCUCAUUUGAUUUGACAUAUAAAUACUAUUAACAAAAAACUGAGUCUAUACUGAGCAGGCAGUCAAGGCAUACAUGAAAAAAAGUAUCAGCCAUUUUAUAAUGCAAACAGGAGUCAGCGUGCUGUGUGGACUUCACACUUUGGACUGUCAAACAUCCAUUAUCGCAGAAACAAUUACACUGCAUUGGUGCGGUCUUUCUGUAUGCAAAAUUGAUAGAUUUAUUGUAGAGGGCUACAUGUACAUCCUGUGCAUCUGAACUCGUUGUACAUGUAUGAGUACAUGUACAUGUAUGAAGACUUCAAUAUAUUUUAAAACAUAUUUUAAUAACAUAAUCUCAAUGGGAUUGUCAAAAGUCACCUGCCAACAAUGUGUCAGGGAAUAUCCUCUAAAAGUUGUUAAGUUUUUUCUCAAGUUGCCGAACUUUUAUAAAUAAUACCAGGUGUCACAUGUAUGCAUGUACAUGUAACUUAUAAAUCCUAAAUGGGCUCAAAUUCUAAAAUUUACAUUUUUUUUUUGGAGUUUGAGAUACAAACACAACCUAAAGACAAGUUUUUAAUAAGCUAUUCUUGUUUUCCAACUUGUAUUUGUCACGUGCAAUAUGCUGCAUUUAUUACUGUUGGAUGAGAAAAUUUCACUUUUUUUUUGUUGGGCAUGUCAAUAGAAAAAGUGCAAACUAUGUUUUACGUGGAAAAUAUCUUGAGUAUAUUGUAUUUUCUUCAUGCUUUUAUUUUGCAGUUUAUUUUUUGUGUGUGACAAAAUUGAGUGUCGAUGCGUGGCUCGUGGUUUAAUUUAAAUGACCUGUUAAUCUUGACUUGCUUUAAUACACGUAUUUAUCUGAUACAUUUAUUACAAUAAAUUCUUUUUGAACUGAAUAAGACUGAAA
This is a messenger RNA of Patiria miniata (bat star), 1623 nucleotides long. It is a transcript of the gene chac2, whose product is annotated as putative glutathione-specific gamma-glutamylcyclotransferase 2. Gene Ontology annotation, molecular function: gamma-glutamylcyclotransferase activity; glutathione specific gamma-glutamylcyclotransferase activity. The coding region runs from base 118 to 714 and encodes 198 amino acids. The transcript has 3 exons. NCBI's taxonomy places the organism in Eukaryota, Metazoa, Echinodermata, Asteroidea, Valvatida, Asterinidae. Gene Ontology annotation, cellular component: cytoplasm. Gene Ontology annotation, biological process: glutathione catabolic process. The record is from RefSeq and is a predicted model, not a curated record.